Molecule: messenger RNA, 1635 nt
Organism: Aspergillus niger
Lineage: Eukaryota; Fungi; Ascomycota; Eurotiomycetes; Eurotiales; Aspergillaceae
Exons: 4
Coding region: 1-1635 (544 amino acids)
Molecular function (GO): flavin adenine dinucleotide binding; oxidoreductase activity, acting on CH-OH group of donors
Source: RefSeq, a predicted model, not a curated record
AUGGCUGCAGGUGAGCAAUUUGACUACAUUAUUGUCGGUGGUGGUACAGCCGGCUGUGUCCUAGCCUCACGGCUGAAGCAAUACAACUCCUCUUUGUCGAUCUUGCUUGUCGAAGCGGGGCCCGAUGCCAGCAAUCACCCCCUCGUACCAGACGGAAGUAAAGCCACUCAGUUACUUGGAUCAGAGCUAGAUUGGACAUACGAUACAGUGCCGCAGAAGCAUCUUCAUGACCGCGUACUCUCAAACCAUGCAGGAAAAGCUCUAGGUGGUAGUACCACAAUUAACAGCGGCGGAUGGAUGCGAGGUGCAAAAGAAGAUUAUGACCUCUGGGCCAGCUUGGUCGGUGACUCUCGAUGGAGCUACCAUGGUCUCCUUCCUUACUUCCGGAAGCUUGAGCAUCACUUCGAUCCCUUUGCCGACCCUGAAGUUCACGGGUUUGAAGGUCCUAUCAAAACCGAGUCCGUAUCCUCUACAGGCCGCAGAUACCCUCUUCGUCAAUUGGUGCAAGAGGUCUGGAAUUCCGUCGGUGUAACAUAUAACUCCAACAUUAAUUCCGGCAGUCCUUACGGGCUGGUUGAGGUUGUCGAGAAUCGCGACCACGGAAUGAGACAAAUGUCGAGCUCCGUUUAUCCUCUAGACGUGGAGGUCAUGACUGAAACCCUGGUCAAGCGAGUGCUGGUGGAGGAACGCGAUGACCAAAAGGUUGCAAUAGGUGUAGUGUUGGAGGAUACGGACGAAAGCCAGAUUAUUGCACGUCAAGAGGUGAUCAUAUCUGCAGGUGCAUAUCGUACCCCUCAGCUCAUGAUGCUUUCGGGGAUUGGCCCAGCGGAGGAAUUGCGAGCCUACGGGAUCGAUAUUGUUCUCGAUCUUCCGGAUGUAGGCCGUCACUUUGCGGACCAUGUAGCAGUCUCUCAGUGGUGGCAGUUGAAGCACCCGGAGAAGGGGCUAUCAAUCGGAUCACCCGCCUUCACCGACCCAGCUUUCUUCCGAGGAAAUCCCAUUGACUUUGUGGCCUUAGAUUCAGUGCCCCUCGAUGGCCUUCGUCAAGCGUUGGUCAAGGACGACCCCAAUUCGAACCCGGAUGAGCAUCCACUCAUUGCCUCCCAGCGUGUGCAUGUGGAAACAUUCACAGUGUAUGCGGCAGGAAAUGCUCAGAACCCUACAAUUGCUACAGAUGGCACACAUAUCACGACCGGCGUAUCCUGUAUGCUUCCUACCUCUCGGGGCAGUAUCAAGCUGGCAGAUCGAGACGUCCGAAGCGCGCCUCGUAUCGAUCCUAAUUACUGUGCUACCGAGGCUGAUCGAUAUGUCCUGCGUGAGGGGCUUCGGAAAUUGCGAAAAGCCUUGCGCGACACUUCAGCGGGUCAGGAAAUGAUUGAAUCAGAAACUGUCGAAGAAAACUAUGAUCCUUUAGGUCCUGAAACAGAUGAUGAAGCUCUUGAUGAUCUCAUCCGCCGUCGAGCUGCGACACUGUAUCAUCCUACGGGCGGUGCAUGCAUGGGCAAAGUGGUUGAUGGUGAUCUACGCGUCAAAGGGAUCGAUGGGUUGCGAGUUGUCGACGCGAGCGUAAUCCCGACUCCAUUAAGCACACACAUACAGGCAUGUGUACGCAUGGGAAUGGUGGACCAGUUGUAA